UUUUGCUCACUUUUCAAGGCACCCCAUUUCUUUCAGCUACCUCCUACGGACCACUCUACAUUCCCCGUUCCGUUUCAGACCAGUUAUCCCUUUCAUUUGCCACCGACCGCCGUUCCCACUUUCUUGUCGCUUUCUUUUUCUCUAGACUUUAAAACCCUUCCUUCUUCCAUUCUCAACCAGUACUCAUUUUUCUAACUAUUCACUCCUCGCCUUAUCUCUUGAACUCCUUGUGUAUCUCUCUCCAAUGGCCAAGAUCAAGAUUGGAAUCAACGGAUUUGGAAGGAUUGGGAGAUUGGUAGCAAGGGUUGCUCUCCAGAGAAAUGAUGUUGAACUUGUUGCUGUUAACGACCCUUUUAUCACCACUGAUUACAUGACCUACAUGUUCAAGUACGACAGUGUUCACGGCCAAUGGAAGCAUGAAGACGUGAAGGUUAAGGACUCCAAGACUCUUCUCUUUGGUGAGCAGGCUGUUACAGUUUUUGGUAUCAGGAAUCCAGAGGAGAUCCCAUGGGGUGAGACUGGAGCUGAAUAUAUUGUAGAGUCCACUGGUGUUUUCACAGACAAAGACAAGGCUGCUGCCCAUUUGAAGGGUGGUGCAAAGAAAGUUAUUAUCUCAGCUCCCAGCAAAGAUGCUCCCAUGUUUGUUGUGGGAGUCAAUGAGAAGGAAUACAAACCAGAUCUUGAUGUUAUAUCUAAUGCUAGCUGCACUACCAACUGUCUUGCUCCUCUUGCAAAGGUCAUUAACGAUAGAUUUGGGAUUGUGGAGGGCCUGAUGACCACUGUUCACUCAAUGACAGCCACCCAAAAGACUGUUGAUGGACCAUCUAUGAAAGACUGGAGAGGUGGAAGAGCUGCUUCAUUCAACAUCAUUCCUAGCAGUACUGGAGCUGCUAAGGCUGUUGGCAAAGUGCUUCCUGCUUUGAACGGAAAACUUACUGGGAUGGCUUUCCGUGUCCCUACAGUUGAUGUUUCAGUUGUUGACCUAACAGUGAGGUUGGAGAAGCCAGCGUCAUAUGAAGAUAUUAAAGCUGCCAUCAAGGAGGAGUCCGAGGGGAACUUGAAAGGAAUUUUGGGUUACACCGAAGAUGAGGUGGUGUCCACUGAUUUUUUGGGUGACAACAGGUCAAGUAUUUUCGACGCCAAGGCUGGGAUCGCACUGAACAAAAACUACGUGAAGCUCAUCUCGUGGUACGACAAUGAGUUAGGCUACAGUACCCGUGUUAUUGAUUUGAUUGUUCACAUCGCUUCUGUCAAUUAAGAUGAAGAUGAGAUGGCCUUCCUAUAUUAGCGCUUUACUUUUCAGCAGUUUGUCUGAGGCUCUAUCCACGAGUGAGUUGAGAAAAUAAGAAAACGGAGUAUUAAAAAAGCUUCUUUUUACUCUUUUGAACCUCUUCCCAUUUGGUCAAAAGCUCUGUUGCUUUGCCAAUGUGACUCUUCAAUUUUCACUGCAUCUUCUGUUUUGUUCUGUUCUUCCUCAAUGAAGGAGGUAUCUAUGCUAAGACAUGAUGUUUCCCAUUGCCUUAUUUUUCAUUUUUUUGUUUGGCUGUUGAUUAUUAUUGAUGAUAGAUAUUGUUUUCGAUUUU
Molecule: messenger RNA, 1583 nt
Organism: Cucumis sativus (cucumber)
Lineage: Eukaryota; Viridiplantae; Streptophyta; Magnoliopsida; Cucurbitales; Cucurbitaceae
Product: glyceraldehyde-3-phosphate dehydrogenase, cytosolic
Exons: 12
Coding region: 245-1258 (337 amino acids)
Biological process (GO): glucose metabolic process
Molecular function (GO): oxidoreductase activity, acting on the aldehyde or oxo group of donors, NAD or NADP as acceptor; NAD binding; NADP binding
Source: RefSeq, a predicted model, not a curated record